UGACGUCACAGGUGGCUAGAUGAGCCUCCCUGCAGCGCUCGAUUCGGCGAUAUCAGUUUUGGGACUGGAAGUUGAGGGGGAAGCAGCACGGAGCCCGGAAGGCAUCAGGUGUACGGGCAGACAGGCAGGAGAGAAAGAGGAGAGGAGAACCAGAUGAAUGAGCUCAGUGGCACCGGACAUGUGUUAAGAGGAGUACUAUGCUUUGCUAUGUGCGAACCGAGAUCAGAAAUGAGAAAGUCAGUGGGAGGGAGAUGAAGUUGUGGUAGUUAUCUGGCAGUGGAUGGAUAAAAUGCUGCUGGGAAAACAACACUUCCACUAGUUUCUGUUUGGAUUUAUGCUGUGGGUAAUCUUAGACUCAGCUGGACCAUGACUGGGAUACAAAGGAGGCAGCGGAGGUCCAUGUGCAAAGGCCUGGUCCUGGGCACUGUCCUGACCAGCUGCAUGAUCCUCGUUUACUGUCUCUCCAGCCCACAGAUCCACUUCGAUUUUCCUGAUGUACCGGUACCGUACUCCUGCGCUCACCUCCCGUCUCAGCUGCACCCCAAACCAAUCACCAACAUUUCACAGAACAACACCAGCCAAAUGUGCGCUCCUAAAGUGGACGUUAUGUUCAUGAAAACCCAUAAAACAGCCAGCAGUACCUUCCUCAAUAUUCUUUUCCGCUUUGGAGAGAAACACCAGCUGAAAUUUGCCUUCCCCGACAGCAGGAAUGACUUCUUGUAUCCAGCUCUUUUCCAGCGUUCUCAAGUCAAAGAUUACAGACCUGGAAUGUGCUUCAAUAUUAUCUGUAAUCACUUGCGUUUCAAUGCACCUGAAAUCGACAAGUUGCUCCCUAUGGACACAGCCUAUAUCACUAUUCUGCGGGACCCUGCAGAACUUUUUGAGUCAUCCUUCCACUACUUUGGCCGGCUGGUGCCUUUUACCUGGAAGAUACCAGGUGAUGACAAGCUGUCUGAGUUCCUACUUGACCCCCAUAAGUACUUUGACCCGGAGGGAUUCAACUCUUUCUACCUCAAGAAUCUGCUCUUCUUCGACUUUGGACACGACAACACUCUGGAGCUGGAUGACCCACGGGUAGAAGAAGGAAUCAAGUCCAUCACUGACCGUUUUCAGCUGGUCAUGUUGGUGGAACACUUUGAAGAAUCACUCAUCCUCCUCAAGGAGGCCCUCUGCUGGGAGAUGGAUGACUUGCUCUUCUUCAAGCUCAACGCUCGGAAGGGAUCCACCGUGUCUAAACUUACCCCCGAGCUGCGGGCCAGGGCCCUUGAGUGGAACGCUAUUGACUGGAAGCUAUACCAGCAUUGCAACCAAACUUUUUGGAAGAAAGUGGACGCAUAUGGACGGCAGCGUAUGGCUGAGGACGUGGCAGAGCUCAGGAGGAGGAACGAACAGAUGGCAUCUAUCUGCAUUGAGGGGGGUCGAGCUGUGGAGCCUGGCAGCAUCCAAGAGACGGACAUGCAGCCCUGGCAGCCCUUGGGAGAGAAGUCUAUCAUGGGUUAUAACUUGAAGAAGAAUGUGGACCAAGCUAAUGAGAAAUUGUGCCGCAAGAUGUUGAUGCCAGAGAUUCAGUAUCUAACUGAGCUCGGGGUGAACCUCUGGAUCACCAAGCUGUGGGGGCAUGUUCGUGAUAUCAUUCACUUGUGAUUAGGUGUGUGGGCAAGAGUUGCCAAUUCAACUCUGAAGGACUUUGUCUGUGUUUCAUUUUCUGUCUCGCUUUGUUGAGUGGUCCAGAUUCAGUUGUUUGCAGUAUGUGUUGAUUGUGCACUCUAAUGUAUCUGAAGGGUGCUUAAGAAAAAAAAAACUUGCUGACCUCACAAUCUACAAAUACUGAACCAGUUGACUUAGUAUUGUUCUCUGUUUGUGGGUCAAGCAUUGCAAUUCCCUUACUCUCAGCUGGUUCUAAUGGAGUGGUUGAGUGAAAAAUGACGUCUAAGAAUAACUUUCUACGCCCUGUGAUUGAAUGCGGAGCCUUUGUUGUCAUCACUGCCAAAGUCUGCCGCUUUUUGAAGACAUGGGGGGGAAAAAAAGUACAUCACAUGAAAAUGAUAUCAAACUUUCUGGUGUCCGUUCCACAAAAUGUUUAAAUUCUAUGAGACUUGUGCAAAUAGUUGUGAAAAUACUGAAUGUAAGUAUUAGAUGCAACUUUACAAUUUAUGGAGGACAAAAUUAGCUGUGAUAACAAAAGAAUUAAAAAAGAAAAAAAAAAAGACACAUACAUAUGAGCAAAUAUGGACCAGAUAAACAGUAAAACACAGAUUUGGUUAAUAACAUUAUUAUUCACAUUAUUCUGUUUCAUGGAAAAUGUCUGGCAAAUAAUAUUCAAAGAAAUCAAUAACUAAAAAAAGCAUCUGUGGUUCUAUGCAAUCAAAAACCAUAAUAUUAUACUAUUACUCUUAAUUACAUGUAAUCUCACCUGCUCUUUUGCCAAGUUUGUUGAUGGGUUAAUUUUGUUGUUGCACUUGCAUAGUGAGCCACACCCUAAAAAGUAUCUGCAGUAACAAGAGAAAUUAAAUUGAGAAAUGCAUUUAUUAUUUUUUACUUGUCAACACACCACAUUGCUCUCUCAGUACUUGUUUUGUAACCAUUGGAGCCUAUUCCAUCUGUGAUCUAGCAAAAGGCAGGGUACACCCUGGACAUGUCUCCAGUCUAUCACAGGGCUAACACAGAGAGACAGACAAGCAUUCACACCUAGGUAGAAUUAAGAAACACAAGUUAACCUAACGAGCACGUCUUUGGAUGGUGUGAGGAAGCCGGAGUACCCGGAGACACAGGGGAACAUGCAAACUCCUCACAGGAAGGCCCCAGUCAGAUUCAAACCUAGACCUUCUUGCUGUGAGACAUCAGUGCUUUGUGUCCAUUCACCAAUAUAACAAUUUAUUCUGUUAUGCUGCACAUUUGAUAUUUUGUUUUGUAUCUCUUAACUGAUUCUGUUCAUAUUUUAUUAAUUCGCUGAUUUUGUCCUCCAUACAAUUCCCCACUGCCACAAGCAAAAUAUGAUAAUCUUUAUACUCUCAAUGUAAAGGGAAAAUGAAAUACUGUACGUAGUCUGUGACUGAGUAUUUCAUCCCUGUUACCACAUGUGUAAUGAGUAACAGGACUGUUAUUGACUUUUUGUGUACGAAUGUAUUGAACCUCACAACAUCUUUGAAUAAGAUAAAGAAUAUUACUUGCUGAAAUAUUGAGCUAAGUUAAACUGCAGUGCGAACGAAUAAUGUGAGAAGAUUGGCUUGUUAAAUGUUAGUUUGGGUUUCAGUUAAUAUACCAAAGUGACAGCAGUCCCUCACUGACCCAUUAAAGUAUUUCUUUUGUUGAUCAGUGUUAGAAAAUCCUGUGAAAAUAAAAAAUAAAAAAAUCAA
Mugil cephalus (flathead mullet) is the source of this 3356-nucleotide messenger RNA. It is a transcript of the gene gal3st1a, whose product is annotated as galactose-3-O-sulfotransferase 1a. Gene Ontology annotation, biological process: myelination; galactosylceramide biosynthetic process. The transcript is spliced from 3 exons. The record is from RefSeq and is a predicted model, not a curated record. Gene Ontology annotation, cellular component: membrane. NCBI's taxonomy places the organism in Eukaryota, Metazoa, Chordata, Actinopteri, Mugiliformes, Mugilidae. Bases 367 to 1644 code for a protein of 425 amino acids. Gene Ontology annotation, molecular function: galactosylceramide sulfotransferase activity.